GACACGAGUUAUCGGUCUUUAGUGGAAGUACUACGCAGCGCCUCAGGAGCCGAGUGGUUACAGCAACAUGCCAAUUAACCGCGUCUUACCAGCUUCAGUUCAGGCCUUGGGACCUGUGUUGCAUCUUAUCCACUGUCGUUUGUCAAAAUAAAGUUAAAAAUGAGAGUUAGAUGGAAAGAUUGAUGUCAAAAUCAGCAUACCAGCUUCUCUUGAAACGCACAAAUUCAUACAAAAAUGUAAAAACGACAAAAAAAAUUGUCACAUAAUCUCGAGUAAAAAUGUUAAAACAAAUGUUGAACUGUCUCUUUUUUAAGAUCCUGAGAAAAUGAUGCAGGUUUUUCUUGUUCUCACAGGAGCUGGUCGGGGUAAAGACAUGGCCAACAUCACGGGGCACAGAGGAAAGGACAUGUCCACCAUCCUUCAGGAAGCAGAGGAGGGCAAAGAGAACGGCCGGCCGCCUCUGCCUCCGCCUCCAGCCGGCCAGCGCAGGAAAAAACGCCGGCGACUGAACGACCUGGACAGCGACAGCACGGUGGACGAGGAGGAAAGUGAAGAAGAGUUUCGCAUCAGUGAAAGCUCGGAAGAAGAGUUUGUCUUGUCCGAAAACGACACGGAGGGCGACUCGGAGAACAGCAACAGUGACUUGGACAGAAAACGGAAAAAUUCUUCGCAGCGCAGGAAGACGCUGAAACGGAGGCGGAGCUCCAGAAAGCGGCGAAGACCGAGAGGGUACUCGGACGAUGAAGAGGAGGAAACGGACGAGGAGGAUGAAGAUGAAAUAGUGACCGAAGGCUCCAGCGAAUACAGCGACAGCGAUCUGGACAUGAGUCGACGACGGUCUCGGCGGAGUCAGAAGAAGCGGGUGAACUACCAUGAGACGUCCGAGUCCGAAGGCUCUCAGGCAGAAACCAACCAGUCCAAGAUGAAGCCCAGAGGGCGCCAGGACAGCUCCGACAGCGAGGCGAAUUCCUCCAAAGGCUCCGAGGAGGAGUCGAGGGACCGGAGGCUGAAGAGGAGAGCCGACUCCUCGGAGGACGACUCUCGGCAGCGGCGCCGACGACUCGCCCUCAAACGAAGGAGAGCCUCCGAGGACGACCACUCAGACGACGACUCGGACGAAUCGUCGGAGGAGGACCGUCCGGUCCGUAAACGUGUGAACCGCAUCGACUCUGAUGACAGCGAGGAGGAGGAGGAGGAAACGAAGGAGAAGAAAGCAGACGAGGAGUCAAAGGGAACAAACGAAGUGGACUGCAAUCCGGCGGAGCUGCCGCCCACCAACGGACAGAGCCCGAUAAAGAGCCUCGUCAGCCGGCCUGCCACCGCCGUCGUCGCCGCCACACAUCUGGAGCAACCCAAAAACAUCAGCGCCACACUAGCUGUUGCCAUCGCGCCCAACGGUCAGGUCGGCCAGGAGGUGGCGCCGCAGGAGGAAGACGAAGACGACCUGUUAGGAGUAACAGACCUCGUGGAUUACGUCUGCAAUAACGAAGACUUGUAAAAAAAAAAAAAAAAAAAAAAAAUGGUGUACUGUUUCCUUUUUUUGUGGUAUUGUAUUUUUAUAUUGCUUAACUUUAUUAUCCCCCCCCAUCAACACCUCCUUAUCGUCCUUUUUACGUGUGUGAUCUGAUCUGGACCUCGGGUCUCAGCAAAGACCUGGACCACCAGUCUGUCCCUGUGGGAUUGUUCUACAACGAAGGCACCAAACAAUCAACGCUCUUUUGUUUGUUAAGAAUCCGUUCAUCCUCCUCAUCGUCGUCAUCCAGCUCCACUGCCAAACCACCUCCCUCCUCUCGCAUAAUCACGUUUUUUAUUUUUGGAAAAUGGAAUAGUUUAAAGUGUAGGAAGUGGUUAAAGAAGAAGCCUAUUUGAAUGCCAAACGACUAUUUUAAAGAUAUUUUAAAAAUAAGUCAUUCCAUAAAUGAUUUAAAGUUCGGGGCAUCUAUUUGAAGAACAACCUUGGUGGUACGUUUUAUCCCUUAAAAGAAUAGUUUUACAUUUUGGGAAAAGUGAUCAUUUACUUGACUCCAGGCAGCAGCCAGUUAGCUUAGCUUAGCUACAAGGGGGCUUCUUUCUACUGGUCAAACAGGACCAGAGAACCAGGUUGUUUGCUCCUAGCUAUCGUGACUAUGCUAUGCUAACAGUAGCUAGCUAUGUCCAACAUGUAUAAAAACAGGAAUGUGCUGUAUUUUAAGCAAUUUUUAUUUUGUCACUCAUUUUUACACAGCAGAUGAGAUAUGUGUUAAUCAAAGAGCUUUCGAGGUGACAGUCGGUGCGUUUUGUUACCUUUUGAGCAAACCGAGGCUAGCUGUCGUCGUCUCUCUCCCCCCCCCCCCCCCCCCCCCCGUUUCCAGUCUUUGUGCUAAGCUAAGCUACCCCGACUGCAAGCCAGAGCCUAAUAUUUAACGCUCGGAUAAUUUUUAAUACAUGAAAGCGGUAUCUAACUCAAAAUGUCCAACUAUUGCAUCAAGCUAUUCUGUUAUUCUGUGACUUUAAACAUCAUGUGUGAAAGCUUUAGAUGACUCUUUGUUCUUGUCGAAUAACUUUCUAGACUAAGAACUAGUCGACCAGCCUUCUUUUGUCAGCCCCCCCCAUGUUUCGUUGACUGAUAGAGUAGCUUUUGUAUAUUGUAUACAUAUAUAAUUAUUUUAACUAUGUGCGCUGCCAUCAGUAUCAGUGGUGAACCCUCUGUUGAGUUUGUUUGGGUUAACAAACGCUCCUAAUCUUGAGCUCUAGUCUAGUUUCCAGUUAUUACGUUUAUGUUAACUUUUGUGAUUUUUAUUUUUUAAUAUUGUAUUAUUUUUUUUGUAUAUCUCAAAUGUAAAGUGUCUUAUUUUUUAUUUGUACUUUCCUUCAUAGAAGGGUUCAAAAACCUGCAAAACCGCUUUUAUUAACUAAGUUAACACUAAGCUCCAAAAACACUUUUCUCUUUGUCUCCCCCCCCUCCCCCUUUUCCCCCCUGGGAUCUUCCCGUGUUUCUAUUCACGUUCUCUAUUUUCAUAAUCUUGAGUUAACUUUGGGUCCGGUUGCAGUAAACCAACAACUUUUUAAGACCUCAAAUCAAGAUUGUGCAAAAUAACCAAUUUAGUGGAAUAACUUGUUUUUAAAGCGAUAGUGCGGAUGCAGUUUUUUGAAUGAGGGAAAAAUGGACGGAAAACAAACAAACCAAUGACUUCACUGACCUCUGCUGGAACCAGUCUGUGUGUAUAUCUGUAGUUUUUUGGCUGUAAUAUAUUUAGAGGCAUUUUUUUAAUCUUGGGGAAAAAAUAUAUAUUGGGCAAUUCUUUUAGGAUUGCAUGAGUUUUUAAUAGUUUUCUUUUGUAGGGGAAGUAAUAUUGGCACAACUGUUGUUUUUUUGUAACAAAAACCAGAAAACUUCGGCAUGUUUUUAAGGAUCUCCUGAUUGCGUUAGAGCUGAAGGACUUGAGACGUAGACACCGCAGAAUCUCAUCGUUUUGCAGUGAAACUGCAUCGGUAAGCAUGCACUGACCUACUAAAGGCAUGUUACAGAAGCUCGGGGGGGAAGAGAGGGAGAGAGAGAGGAUUAUCUGAGGAAAUAAUCUAGGACAGCUGAAUCUGAUUCAAGCGAGGAAAUCAAGCCUGUUUGUAAAAUAUUUUGUAAAUUAGUCUCAGCAUGGUCUUCACAGAGGAAAUAAACCACUAUUUAUCAUACCGUUAUAAAAACCCGGCGACGGCCAAGACUUCCACGUCAGAAAAACCUAUAUGUGCUGCUUUGCAGUGCACACAACUUUGGCUUCUACACACACACACACACACACAUAUUUAGCUUUUAGAUUAGCUGGACAGAAUAUAGAAGAAAAACCCAAUUCUACAAAUGUAAUAUUAGAGGUAUGUGUUCUGGUGGGUUGAGUCGAGAGUAAAGGAACGUGGGUGUCCGUGUGCUGUAUGUAACCCUGUUUUAAAUUCUCCACAGACGAGAAAACGUAUUCUGUAUCUCACGGUUAUGAAAUAACCUGUAGCGAGACCUGCGUAGAAGAGAGGAGCGAGAUAAAUAAAAGGCUGCGAUGGGAUUAAAGGAGGAAGUCGGUGCCAAUGACUGAAGUGUUAAGUUUCCUAUUUACCUCAUGACGAAUCUGGGAGGAAAGACACGCUGUCCACCGUGUAUAGAUGCUAGUAGACUGGUUGUUGGUGUUUUGUCUGCUCCUUACAUUUUUUGUUAACUUUACUGUUAUUUCAUAUGAAUCUGAUCUUGUACAUUUGUCAUAAUAAAAUGGGUUUCAAGCCUCA
Anarrhichthys ocellatus (wolf-eel) is the source of this 4245-nucleotide messenger RNA. RefSeq names its product remodeling and spacing factor 1-like. The coding region runs from base 326 to 1498 and encodes 390 amino acids. Gene Ontology annotation, molecular function: histone binding. The transcript has 4 exons. Lineage: Eukaryota; Metazoa; Chordata; Actinopteri; Perciformes; Anarhichadidae. Gene Ontology annotation, biological process: negative regulation of DNA-templated transcription. The record is from RefSeq and is a predicted model, not a curated record. Gene Ontology annotation, cellular component: RSF complex.